This is a messenger RNA of Elaeis guineensis (African oil palm), 1202 nucleotides long. Its product is annotated as peroxidase 5-like. Gene Ontology annotation, biological process: hydrogen peroxide catabolic process; response to oxidative stress. Gene Ontology annotation, molecular function: peroxidase activity; heme binding. NCBI's taxonomy places the organism in Eukaryota, Viridiplantae, Streptophyta, Magnoliopsida, Arecales, Arecaceae. The record is from RefSeq and is a predicted model, not a curated record.
CUUGAGUUGGAUUAGAGAGAGAGAGAGAGAGAUGGGUUUUGGGGGAGAGAUUGUGUUAGCGGUUAUGGUGGUUUUGUGCUUGAGUUCUCAGCUGGAGGCUCAGCUUCAAGUGGGGUUUUAUGACACCACAUGUCCACAGGCUGAGAUUAUUGUGAAAACUCAGGUCACCCAGGCACUUGCUAGUAAUAUCGGUCUGGCUGCUGGACUCGUGAGAAUGCACUUCCACGACUGCUUCGUUAGAGGCUGCGAUGGGUCCGUUCUCAUAGACUCAACUUCAACAAACACUGCAGAGAAGGAUUCUUCGAUCAACAAAAGCCUCCGAGGUUUUGAAGUCAUUUACAGUGCUAAGGCCCAAUUGGAAGCUACGUGCGAAGGAGUGGUUUCAUGUGCCGAUAUACUUGCGUUUGCAGCAAGGGAUAGCAUUGCACUGACUGGAGGGCUCUCAUAUCAGGUCCCAGCUGGAAGAAGAGAUGGAACAGUCUCAUUGGCGUCCGAGACAUUCACUAAUUUGCCAGGACCAAACUUUAACGUUGAUCAGGUCACCCAGAGCUUUGAAGUUAAAGGCCUCACGCAGGAUCAAAUGGUCACUCUCUCUGGGGCACACACUAUUGGUCGGUCCCACUGCAGCUCCUUCAGCAAUAGACUCUAUGACUUCAGCACGAACACGAAACAAGAUCCAAGCUUGGAUGCAACUUAUGCUGCCCAACUGAAGCAGCAAUGCCCCCAGGGGAGCACCGACCCAAACUUGGUGGUCCCAAUGGACCCUCCCACCCCAAACAUUGUGGAUACCAGCUACUACAAUGACAUCCUAGGGAAUCGAGGCUUGUUCACAUCAGACCAAACCCUCCUGUCGGAAGCCGCAACUGCGAGCCUUGUGAGGCAGAAUGCCGCCAAUUCAUUGCUGUGGCAGAACAAGUUUGCAGCGGCCAUGGUGGCAAUGGGUCAGAUUGGUGUCCUCACCGGAAACAAUGGAGAAAUACGUCUUAAUUGCAGGGUUAUCAACUAAGGAGUGCUGGGUUCCCUUUUAUCGCCCGCAACAGAGUGGAGGUUUAAUUCUGUUGGCUUCAUAAUAUGAAUCCAUGUGCAUGGAUCAAUCCAAUGCAAACAUAAGAUAUGUGUGGUCUUAUAUAUGACGUACCAAUGUUUUGUAUCAAAAAUAAAGAUGCAAUGGAGGUGCUAUAAAAUGAUUAGAAAAGGAAUAA